This is a messenger RNA of Egretta garzetta (little egret), 3518 nucleotides long. RefSeq names its product oxysterol binding protein 2 (gene OSBP2). The transcript is spliced from 15 exons. The record is from RefSeq and is a predicted model, not a curated record. The coding region runs from base 861 to 3044 and encodes 727 amino acids. Gene Ontology annotation, cellular component: membrane; cytosol; intracellular membrane-bounded organelle. Gene Ontology annotation, molecular function: cholesterol binding. NCBI's taxonomy places the organism in Eukaryota, Metazoa, Chordata, Aves, Pelecaniformes, Ardeidae.
GGUGGUGAGAAAAUAUAAACAUGAGCUCACUAUGGCUGAUCUUUAUUCUGAUCAUUGAACGCAAUUCCCGAUGGCUGAAGGACCAGUAGAGGCUUAAAAGUGGAGGCUGUAACAAGAAAAAUGACUGCUCGAGGCUCUCAUCUGCUGAAUUGCAUUUAUUUUGGCGUUCUUGUGCAGUAAGAGAAUUUGUCAAAUUAAACUUGUAUAUGGUCACUUGUUUGUUCUUGCUUAGAAAUGAGCCCCCAAGUGUUUAAGUCAUGCAUCGCCCGGGUCUUAGUUUAUGCUAACUCCUGUGGGGAUGAUGGGAUCUGGACCAGACCUUCCAUAAACUUUUAAUUGAUGCAAUAAACUUGGCAGUGGAAAUCUCGGUGGUUUUUUUCCCCUCUGGAUCUUUAGUAUUUUUGCUUGGAAAGUAAUGGAAGUGGUAACUGGGGCGCUUCCUCUGGCAUUUUUAGAAGAAGCCAGCAGGGUUUUUGACGGGGUUCCCUUGAAUGCUGAGCGUGCGCCUGCCUCCUGCAAAGCUGCCAGCAUCCCUGCCGGGCUGUAAGCUCCGGGCUCUGCCUGGUGGUUGCAGUUUGGCACUUUCUUGUACGCCUUUGUACUUACCAGAAGAUCUUCUGAACCGAGGUUUUAUCUCUGGGAGCUACAUCUAGGCAACUCAUCAGAGAAGAGCCUAAAUGGGAGGAAAUCCAGUGCAUUCAAAAUACAGGCAUCGGCAGUGUCGUUGCAGGAGAUGCAGCUCUGUACACAGAGCCCCGCUCACCACAGCCUUCGUCCUGCCCAGCCGUAUGGCAGUGGCUUUGCUAAAGCUGCUGACCUUGUGUUUUGGAUUUUUCAGAUGAGGUGGCCAACUCUGUGUGAUGUCUGUCGCAUCAGCUGCGGCCUGGCUGCCGCAAAUGGGACACUUGGCACUCUGGACACAGGCAGAAAUGGCCCACACGUGUCGCGGGACCAUCAACCUGUCCACGGCUCAUAUCGAUACGGAGGACUCUUGUAACAUCGUGCUUUCCAACGGGGGAAGGACGUACCACUUAAAGGCGAACUCCGAAGUGGAGAGGCAGCGUUGGGUCACGGCCCUGGAGCUGGCCAAAGCAAAAGCUAUCCGCAUGAGGAACAACCAGUCAGAUGACUCGGGCGACGAGGAGCCUGCCUCGCAGUCAGACAAGAGCGAGCUGCACGGCACGCUGAAAACCCUCUCGAGUAAGCUGGAGGAUCUGAGCACUUGCAAUGACCUGAUCGCGAAGCACGGGGCGGCCCUACAGCGCUCGCUCAGCGAGCUGGAGAACCUGAAGCUGCCAGCUGAGAGCGGCGAGAAGAUCAAGGCAGUGAACGAACGAGCCACACUCUUCCGCAUCACCUCCAAUGCUAUGAUCAACGCUUGCCGUGAUUUCCUGGACUUGGCCGAAACUCACAGCCGAAAAUGGCAGCGGGCGCUGCAGUAUGAGCGGGAGCAGAGGAUCCGGCUGGAGGAGACCAUCGAGCAGUUAGCCAAGCAGCACAACAGCUUGGAGCGAGCCUGCCGCGGGGCCCCUGGCCUGUCCUCCAGCAGCACCGGCAUCACCAGCACCGCCAAGGGGAGUGUGCAGUCUGCCAAAGGAGAGGCCAGUGAUGAAGAUGAAGAGACAGAGUAUUUCGAUGCCAUGGAGGAUGCACCAGCUUUUAUCACUGUAACUGCGGACCCCAAGCACCACAGGCGUUCGGGCAGUAACCUGAGUGGGGCCAGCGAGGGCCACCCCGAGGACUGGACCCUGGAGGACAGUGUCUUUGAAAGCUCAAAUCAAAGCAGCUACAAUGAGUCCACUUGCAAAGAUCUCCUGCCGAAGAAAAGGAGAAGGACUCGCAUCCCCGACAAACCCAACUACAGCCUUAACCUCUGGAGCAUCAUGAAGAACUGCAUCGGCAAAGAGCUCUCCAAGAUCCCCAUGCCCGUAAACUUCAACGAGCCGCUCUCCAUGUUGCAGAGGCUGACAGAGGACCUGGAGUACCACGAGCUGCUGGACAAAGCAGUCAAGUGCGAGAGCUCCACGGAGCAAAUGUGCUUCGUCGCUGCGUUCUCAGUGUCUUCCUACUCGACGACUGUCCACCGCACCGCAAAGCCAUUCAACCCGCUGCUGGGGGAAACCUAUGAGCUCGACCGGCUGGAGGAGUUCGGCUUCCGUUCCCUGUGCGAGCAGGUGAGCCACCACCCCCCGGCAGCCGCCCAUCACGUCUACUCCAGGCGAGGGUGGACAUUGUGGCAGGAAAUCACAAUCGCCAGCAAGUUCAGGGGCAAAUACCUCUCCAUCAUGCCACUGGGCACCAUCCACCUCGAGUUCCACUCCAGCGGGAAUCACUAUGUCUGGAGGAAAGUCACCUCCACCGUUCACAACAUCAUCGUGGGCAAGCUCUGGAUUGACCAGUCUGGUGAGAUAGAGAUUGUUAACCAUAAGUCAAAAGAUAAAUGCCAGCUGAAAUUUACCCCCUACAGCUACUUCUCCAGGGACGUCCCCCGGAAGGUGACAGGGGUGGUGAGCGAUGCGGACGGUAAAGCCCACUACGUCAUGUCCGGCACGUGGGACGAGAAGAUGGAGUGCUCCAAGAUAGUGCAGAGUAGCCACGGCAGCACCAGCACAGAGGGCAAACAGAAAACUGUCUACCAGACACUGUCUCCAAAGGUCCUAUGGAAGAAGUACCCGCUCCCGGAGAACGCCGAGAACAUGUAUUUCUUCUCUGACCUGGCCCUCACACUGAACGAGCCCGAGGACCGGGUGGCCCCCACGGACAGCCGGCUGAGACCCGACCAGCGGCUGAUGGAGAGCGGCCGCUGGGACGAGGCCAACGUGGAGAAGCAGCGGCUGGAGGAGAAGCAGCGAGCCGUGCGCCGGAGGCGAGAGGCUGAGGCCGUGGAAGCCCUGGAGGAAGGCAAGGACUACGAAGGCUACAUCCCACUGUGGUUUGAGCGCAAGGUGGAUGCCGUGACAGGGGAGCUGAUCUGCGUCUAUAAGGGCGGCUACUGGGAGGCCAAGGACAAGCAGGACUGGAGUACGUGCCCCGACAUCUUCUGAGCCGCUGCCCUUGCACCAGGGUGGCCGGCCCUGCGCCUCAGUUCACUGGGACAGACAGAGGGACAGCAAGGACACACCGGCAGCGUCCCGCUGGCACUUAACAGUGCAAAUACAUACACAGAGUCAAUACCUGCAGAAAUUUGAAAAGAAAACCUAAACAGGGAUUCCAAACCUAUUUUUUUACACACUAAGAAAUAGCAUCCUUUUUUUUUUUCAAUGACGGCUUUUUCAGCAACUAAUUCGGGACAAGGACACGUGAACCUGGUUUGGUUUUAGCCCAGCGUAUUUAUUGCUAUCAGGAGUUGCUGCCUAUAUCCUUCAACGCCUUGGCUGUAUCGGCUGAGACGUCGACUUCCAAAGAUGCUCACAUUGUGGGGAUGCUGUGCAUUUGUGUGAGCUCUUUUCUUUCAUAUUAUUUCCCCUCCCCUCCCCAUUUGUGUGUGGACUUUAUGGAAUUUUUUUUUUUUUAUUUUU